Wyeomyia smithii (pitcher-plant mosquito) is the source of this 5625-nucleotide messenger RNA. It is a transcript of the gene roq, whose product is annotated as roquin-1. The transcript is spliced from 4 exons. Bases 192 to 4316 code for a protein of 1374 amino acids. The record is from RefSeq and is a predicted model, not a curated record. NCBI's taxonomy places the organism in Eukaryota, Metazoa, Arthropoda, Insecta, Diptera, Culicidae. Gene Ontology annotation, molecular function: metal ion binding.
AGAAACUAUCCGAAAGACGAAUAGCAAAAAAGUGAAGGCGAACGUUCGGCAGUGUCAGGAAAGCCUAGAAACGAAGCAGAAGUACGCGAGACGUGAGAGUACGAAGUGUGGAAAAAAAUGUCUUGAAAAAUAACUUUUUUGCUUGCGCCAAUUAGGAAAUGUGUAAUGUUUUUUAAAAUUGCUGUUCAAGAAUGCCGAUUCAGGCGCCACAAUGGACAGAGUUUCUCAGCUGUCCGGUUUGCUUCCACGAAUUUGCGGCAAAUCUACGUCCACCAAUUAGCCUAGGAUGUGGCCACACCAUUUGCCGUACUUGCUUGACGACGCUGCACAAGAAGCAGUGCCCCUUCGAUCAGACUAUUAUAACAACAGAAUUAGAUAAUCUACCGGUUAACAAUGCCUUACUACAGCUGGUCAGCACAAGCAACACCGCCGGCAAUAGCCCGGGUAGCGUCGGCACUAGCUCUAGCAGCUCCUCCGCAGGAUCAUCAACCGCAGGGGGCGGUGCGUCUGGUAGCAGCACGAUCGAUCCAGACCUAAGCUCGCCUAGCGUGCAGAACCUGAAUCCAGAUGACCUGCAGUGCUACAAAAUUGCUCGGGGCUGCAUCGAAGAAUUGGCUCUGUAUCUAAAACCAUACCCCAAUGGCAAUGCCGGAGGGCUCCUGUCGCGUCCGAUGCAGCGCAAACUGGUCACCCUGGUCAACUGUCAGCUGAUUGAAGACGAAGGUCGUGCGCGAUCUUUGCGUGCCGCUCGUUCCCUAGGCGAACGAACUGUCACCGAGUUAAUACUGCAACAUCAAAAUCCACAGCAGCUGAGCACCAAUCUGUGGGCUGCUGUACGAGCUCGUGGCUGCCAGUUUCUGGGUCCAGCAAUGCAAGAAGAGGUUCUUAAGCUGGUGUUGUUAGCACUUGAAGAUGGAUCGGCGUUAUCGCGAAAAGUCCUGGUGAUGUUCGUAGUGCAGCGCUUAGAACCUCAUUUCUCACAAGCAUCCAAAACUAGCAUUGGCCAUGUGGUUCAGUUGCUGUAUCGUGCAAGUUGCUUCAAGGUAUCCAAAAGGGAAGGUGAUUCGUCGCUGAUGCAACUAAAAGAAGAGUUCCGUACUUACGAAGCACUUAGACGGGAGCACGAUGCCCAAAUAGUACAAAUUGCUACUGAAGCCGGUCUCCGGAUAGCCCCGGAUCAGUGGUCUUCACUACUCUAUGGCGACACGGCCCACAAGUCACACAUGCAAAGUAUCAUCGAUAAAUUGCAAACUCCGCAAUCGUUUGUGCAAUCUGUACAGGAGCUUAUAAUAGCUCUCCAACGAACGGGAGAUCCGGCCAAUUUAUCCGGAUUACGCGUUCAUCUAAAGCAUCUAGCCAGCAUAGAUUCGAAUGCCGAAAAUCAUGUGCCAACGUGGCGCGAGUGUUCGGCGGCACUAGAAGCGGUAAAACGGGUCGUUAUAGGCCUGGUAGAUUUUGUACAGCAUCAUGGCAACCGAAAGUUACAAGAACCAGGGCACUUGGCUCACAAUAGUAAGUAUAAGGUUAGUUUGUGUCGCGACUUGAACUUUCGGGGUACUUGUCCCCGAGGACCGAAUUGUACUUUUGCCCAUUCGGAUGAGGAACUGGAGAAGUAUCGUACGAAAUUGCGAAAGAACAACGUUAGAGCAACUCCGAACGGGAAAGACCAUAGCGAGUAUAUUGGCGAUCUAGGAAUGCCAUCUGGUUCACUUGGAUACCACUCAUCUGGAGAAGAAGCUUCUCCAAUGCGUUAUCCAAAGUCUACUCCGCCAAUGAGAUACCUUGAUAAAUCACCAAUGAGUAGCCACAGUCACGCUAGCGGUAGUAGCAAUAGCAACAGUAGUCACAAUAGUCAUCUAACGCCAGUUCCGCCGCAUCAGCAUCCUUCUUACGCGAAUGUACCACCACCACCAGCACCGCUUCAACCCGGUGGAUGUGGCACUAGUUCACGUAAUUUUAAUUUCAACCCAAAUUAUUCCACCGGAACAGGAGGUGGUAAUUUGCAGUUCGGGGCGCGUCCACCACCACCGCCAAUACCACCACCAUCAGUUCACGCAACUGGUGGUGUACGAAGUAAUUUUAUUCGACCACCAAAUGGAAAUUUCAUCGGUCACCCACCUCCACCACCUCCGCCCAUGCAACACCCUGGGCCUAAUAAUGGACCUCCUCCACUAAGUGUACUACACGGUAUAAAUCAUCCUGCAUAUCCUACUCCAAAUCAACCUCAACUGCAUGAUCAAGUUCACCCAGCAUUAAUGAAUGCUCCCCCGCCAGCUCCUUACACGGCUGCAAAUCAAGGUUUUCCUGAAUAUCCGGAGAAAAAUGAUCAACGUCGACAAUUCAAUCCGUGGGAAAAUCAACCCCCUCCACCACAAACUUCUGUUCCUAAUCCGAUCAAUGCUGCUACGAUGAAUGCUGGUCCACAACAGCAACAACAGCACCAGAUUAUACCUCCAAUCAACAUAAUGAACCAACAGCAUGCACCCAAACCUGCUAUAAAUCCAUCAUACUCCAAUUCGUCUAUGCAAGGAGGACAUAAAAAUCCUCAUCCCAUGUCACCUUUGGCACCACAUUCGCAGCACACUAUGCAGGCUAUGCCGCCGGCUGCUCAUCAUCACCACCAACAACAACAACAACAUCAAUCUGCACCUCCAACUGGUGUUAAGUACUACCAAGGGAGCGCGCAAAUGCACCAUAAACUGCGUGAUUAUCGCGAUAAACACAACAACGGUCGCAUGUAUGCCCAUUCUCAACCACCCACACAGGGUAACAAUGCAAUAAUGCAUCAACCACAAACAUCCAACGCAUUUGGAAACGGGGGAGGCAACCGGAGCACCAUGCACACCCCACAUCCGCAAGUUGCAGCGACACAAAAUAUGAACAGCAACGGUGGCAUAUCGGCUAUAGCUGGAAACAACGGUGCAAUGAAUGGCUAUCACGGUAGUAAUCCUUUACGCAAUGAAGCAUUAGAGCUUUUUAAAAUGCUCAAUUACGUUGGAUCUACAACAAAGGACAUGUUCGUUCGUUCUGACUCACUACUAGCUGAUGAGGAUAUGACAAUCUCUGAGAAUGAAUUUGCUAAUUCGGCAAAUAACAAAUACGGACCUAUAUCACGAAUGACCAAUCAACAGCAGCUUGGAAAACAACGUACUGACAUUUCUUUCGCCAGUAGUACACUGGAAAGUGAGUGGCUAGGGUUACAACAACAGUUGUAUAACGAGGUCACUGGCAUGGGAGAGCAAUCAUCUUCAAAUUGUUCAUCCAAUUCAUCAACGUUCUAUCAGCAUGCACAACAGCAGCAGCAACAACAACAACACGCUCCAAUAUCCCAUCAGACCACCGGUAUUAAAAUUGAACCAAAUAACAACUCACUGGAGCUGGAUAUAUUCCAGGUUGAUCGUAACCUCAAUUAUAGUGGUGAAUCGUUAAGUAGUGGUAGCAAUCAAGCCAACACAACUACAUCACAACUCUUUCAUCAUAAUCAUGCAGAAGCCCAACUGUUGCAACAUCAUCAACAACAACAUCAGCAGCAACAUCAUCUUCACGCAAUCCCCAAGGCACCACCUAUGGUGGGCUCGGCUACGCAGCUAGUACCGGAAAAUCAUUCAUCUGCGAUUGCGAUGGUUGCAGCUGCACUAGGCAUUCCGACGCAUCACCAGCAACAACAACAACAACCGCAACAGCAAGCUGCCACACAUUCGCAUCAUUCAUCAUCGCAGCCACAUCACCAACAGCAUCUACAACAUCAGCAACAGCAGCAACAUCUAUCCGUAAUUCAACAACAACAGCAACUGCAGCAGCAGCAGCAACAACAACAACAUCAUAAUGCUUUGCAUGGGCACAAGUUACCGCCCCAUAUAGCAGAAACGGUUCCUUUGAACGAGCUGAUGGGUACCGGGGCUGAUGUGGAAAUGAAGCUGCAAAAUUUUAGGGAGCUGAAAGAUUUAAAGGCUCAGCAUGCUAUGGCUGGUUUACCACCCGUAUCGGGAGUGCUGUCAGUACCGACAUCAUCAUCAGCAGUGACCGCUGUAGCACCACUAUGGAACAAUUUACUAGAUCUGUCCGGAUUGAAACCUUCGACCGAAAGCAGUGACCUGGUGGUAGUUGGGGGACACAACAUUGGCAGUGGUACUAAUAACAACAGCCGCGGCAAUAAUAUCAUCGCGAACAGCAGCACAUCAAACAGUAGCAUCGUCAACAAUAACAGCAGCAACAGUAACAAUGAAGAUUCCUACGAAGAAGGAAUCGCAGAUGACAUGCGUGAGUUGGUUCUCCGUCUUGAGUCCGAGCUGGAGUUGGACGAGACGGGAGUGUGAGUCAAACGCGUGCUCAAGAACUCGUAAUUGUAAAAAGAAGUAAAAGAAUAUAUAAUAAUGAAUUUACACACAUACACACACGACUCACACAAACAUACACGACACGAUACUCACACACACAUACACAAACACAUACGUGCAUACUUUGACUGAUUGUGAUCAAUAUCUCCUAUAUAAAUUGUAGGCGUAGCUAGAGCGUAAGCUGGGAGAUAAAAGCUUACACUCUCCUGGGGUAGGUAAAAUCUGACAAAAUAAGAUUCAGCAGUGUUAUAUUUCAUUAAAUGAAAUGAAAGAGCGAUACCAAUUUUAAAAAAAUUAUUCGAGUCGAACGGUUCAGAUUAUCCGGAUUACCGGAGAGGGUUGCGCGUUGAUUAUGACAGCUUACAUGAACAACACAAUAAAAAUUAGCUGCAAAAGAAAACGAAGUAAUCGAUGCAAAUAACCGGAUGAGAUAAAAAUGAAGAAACCGCUUAGAUACAGAAGCGAGUACCCUAAUAUAUGUGCUUUUUUAGAUACUUUUCUGAUUUGCAGAAAAAAUGUGUGUUUUAGAGAAUAUUUUUCGGAUCGAAACAAAACUGCUAUUUAAACAACAAAGAACAAGAAGCAAGAUUUGUGUCAAAGAAUUACGGACACCUAAAAGUAUAACUAAUUACUUUAGCGCGGUUGUUAGCUAGUAUAUACACCAUAGAUUGUGCGCUGUCGUUAAACAGAUAGAUCAAAGUAUAAAGGUAUAUGGAAUUCUAGUGAAAACAAACAAUAUAAAAGAAAGGAGCAAAGCAACUGACAGCGUGAUAAAAGAAAACCGGAAAAGGUGAUUCAUUAUAAUAUAAUUGAUGGUUAUGUUGCAAAUGAAAAUCUAUUUAUUACCGUUUAUAUUGCAAAUAUUAUAACUAUUCGCUAUUCGUUCGUUGUAAUUAUUAUUAUCAUUCUUGCUACUGCUAUUCAUAUUCACCGUCAAUAUUGAAAAUCGAAAUUUUUGGGGACAGACAUGAUACAAUAAAUCGAGGAGUUAGUAAGAGCGCGUUCUAUUGUAUUCCGUGUUUUAGCUCAUUUCGCGUUUUGAAAGUAACAAGAAUAUAAUUCAGAAUUAUAUUUCGUUUAAUAAUCAAAUGUUUACAUAUUAGCAAAUUAUAUUAACCUGUUUUAAUCGUGCACUUUUCAACGGAAUAAUACAAUUGUUGCUCUAGUGUCCCGAUACUUUUACUCGAUAUUUUAUGCGUAAUUCUUUUAUAUAAUACUAUAUUUUACGUAUUACCAAAUGGUUUAUGUGAAAGCAAGAGUAAAACUAUGUUUUAUAAAAAUACUAAUU